AUGCCAGAUUCCACAGUGCCUGUAACCACGGAAGCUUCAUCUUCCACAGAAGUUAACUUGGUUGCAAACGAUCAGUUAAGUGAAGAGCUAAAAAAACCAAGAAGAGUGUUGAAAACCCAUCGAAAAAGCAUUGACGAAUCAAAAGAUUCAUCUUCAAAGCUUCUUUCAUCCCUCGAUGAAGAAGAAUUUUCUAUUACAACAGACAGCUUGAAGGAGAUGCUAAGUGUCCCGCAAAGAACUGAAAUUGUGAAAUUACAGAGUGAUAUGUGUGAGAAUAGAUCUAUACAAGAG
This is a messenger RNA of Acaulospora colombiana, 291 nucleotides long. Lineage: Eukaryota; Fungi; Glomeromycota; Glomeromycetes; Diversisporales; Acaulosporaceae. The record is from the annotation of a GenBank genome assembly.